Molecule: messenger RNA, 416 nt
Organism: Racocetra persica
Lineage: Eukaryota; Fungi; Glomeromycota; Glomeromycetes; Diversisporales; Gigasporaceae
Source: the annotation of a GenBank genome assembly
AGCUUACAGAUCUUGACUUCAUGUCAACCAAUGUUAAUGUGAUUCAGAAUGUGCAAACAAGCACUUCCUCACUUACUUCAGAUCAUCGCUCAGAUAUUGAUUUGAUCGCUGAGGAUGUUGAUUCUACUACCUCUCGAGCACCAAAAAGGCCUCAUAUAUUAGCAUCAAGAUCUUCUAAACAGGGUGCUAGCUCAUCUCCUAUUAUCAAUGAAUCCGCCGCUCCUUCUUCGUCUUCGGUAACUCCCGUUAAUACUAUCUCUGAGACAGUUCAGAUUCAGAAAGGUAAAAAAAAAUUGUCUGAUUUUGCUUUGAAUUGUCUUGAACAACCUACCAUGGAUGACGCUCAUGAUGAAAAUGUCUAUGCUGAGGAUGUUUCGGUAGAUGACGAUGAUUUGGAGUUACUGUGUCAACAAGAU